AUGGCCGCCGCCAUAAACCUGUGGUAUGCACCAUCUCUGCCCGAGGCCUUUCGCUUCAAACACAUCCGUGACCGCUCCGAGUGCCGGAGGAAACACAAGGAUGCGCUUCUGGUUGAGUACAACCCAACUGCGGCCAAUUUUCAAAAGUACGUUGGAAAGGUCGUACAUCCGGAAACGGACGGGACAACUGCCGUCUUGAGGGAUCAUGGCGACAUAGUCGCCCAUGAGAUCGGUCAUGUCUUCGGCCUCUACCAUGAACAUCAAAGUCACGGCUUUCAGCAGGGUAUUCACUAUCUGAUGGAUGAAGAGGUUUGUGGCCCGAAUGGUGUCUGUGUCAACCAAGCAGUUACCAGCGCGUAUGGGUUCACUGCUUCUGAAUUUCUUCUAGUGCAUCUAACCACGCGUUUUAUGAGACGAGAACCAGCGCGGGCUCCCAUCGAGGCGGAUGUGGACUGGAAGUCCCUCAUGCUGUACGCCAGAAGCUCUGGAUUGAAAAUAUCAAUACCCCCAGCAUGGUUGACGUCUAGGCCCUGA
Molecule: messenger RNA, 534 nt
Organism: Aspergillus tanneri
Lineage: Eukaryota; Fungi; Ascomycota; Eurotiomycetes; Eurotiales; Aspergillaceae
Exons: 3
Coding region: 1-534 (177 amino acids)
Molecular function (GO): metallopeptidase activity
Source: RefSeq, a predicted model, not a curated record